This is a messenger RNA of Lates calcarifer (barramundi perch), 3408 nucleotides long. It is a transcript of the gene jupa, whose product is annotated as junction plakoglobin a. NCBI's taxonomy places the organism in Eukaryota, Metazoa, Chordata, Actinopteri, Centropomidae. Gene Ontology annotation, biological process: cell adhesion; positive regulation of transcription by RNA polymerase II. Gene Ontology annotation, cellular component: catenin complex; adherens junction. Gene Ontology annotation, molecular function: cadherin binding; transcription coactivator activity; alpha-catenin binding. The record is from RefSeq and is a predicted model, not a curated record.
GUGACGCUUCUUUUACUCAUUUUUGUUCAGAGGACUGUCGGCCAGCAGCGGAGAGAGUGGAGGGAAGUGAAUAGAGACGCUGAAGACUGUCUCGUCCCGAAGAAAACAACACUGACCUGGGAUAAGCUAUAAACGCUUCCGUGUGUUUCGACAGGUUUGCUCCAUCACUGUUGUUUGAUAACAGGAAGCAAAGAUGGCAAUGCAAAUGGGUGAGGUUGAUAAUGGUGUGGUGAAGGUGGCAGAGUGGCAGCAGACAAUGUAUGGCCUAGACUCGGGCAUCCAGUCUGGAGCCACCACAGUCAGAGAUGACGACGGCGAGUACACCACCUCCAAACACUACACUGUGACCACCACUGUCACAAGGGAACAGCCUGAGUUGGAUAGCCAGUACACUAUGACCAGAGCCCAGCGGGUGAGGGCUGCUAUGUUCCCAGAGACGCUGGAAGAAGGCACAACCAUCCUGUCUACUCAGACAGACCCGUCCCAGAUGACCAACGUCCAGCGGCUGGCUGAGCCAUCCCAGAUGCUCAAGACCGCCAUCAUCCAUCUGAUCAACUACCAGGACGACGCCGAGCUAGCCACACGCGCUGUGCCUGAGCUCACCAAACUGCUCAACGAUGAAGACCAGGUGGUGGUCAGCAAGGCAGCACAGAUUGUCAACCAACUGACACGCAAAGAGGCAUCGCGCCGCGCGCUGAUGCAGUCCCCUCAGAUGGUGGCAGCAGUGGUGCGGGCCAUGCAGAACACAAGUGACCUGGAGACCGCGCGGGCCACAGCCAGCAUCCUCCACAACCUGUCCCACCAGAGGGAGGGCCUGCUCUCCAUCUUCAAGUCUGGAGGCAUCCCUGCUCUUGUCCGCAUGCUCAGUUCUCCCAUGGAGUCUGUGCUCUUCUACGCCAUCACCACGCUCCACAACCUGCUGUUGCACCAGGAGGGAGCUAAGAUGGCCGUGCGUCUGGCCGACGGCCUGCAGAGGAUGGUUCCCCUGCUGAAGAAGAGCAACCCCAAGUUCCUGGCCAUCACCACAGACUGUCUGCAGCUGCUGUCCUACGGCAACCAGGAGAGCAAGCUGAUCAUCCUCGCCAACGGGGGUCCUGAGGGUCUAGUUCACAUCAUGAGAAACUACAGCUAUGAGAAGCUGCUGUGGACCACAAGCCGUGUGCUCAAAGUCCUCUCUGUUUGCCCCAGCAACAAACCCGCCAUUGUAGAGGCUGGCGGGAUGCAGGCUCUGGGCAAACACCUCUCCGGCUCUAGCCAACGUCUGAUGCAGAACUGCCUGUGGACGCUCAGGAACCUGUCUGACGCUGCCACCAAGCAGGAGGGUAUGGACAGCCUGCUGCAGGUGCUGGUGGGCCUGCUCAGCUCAGAUGACAUCAACAUGCUCACUUGCGCCACCGGCAUCCUGUCUAACCUUACAUGCAACAACGCCCACAACAAAACCCUGGUCACCCAGAGCAAUGGAGUGGAGGCACUGAUCCACGCCAUAUUGCGUGCCGGUGAGAAGGAGGAUGUGACCGAACCUGCCGUCUGCGCUCUGCGCCACCUGACUUCGCGCCACCAGCAGGCUGAGGUGGCGCAGAAUGCUGUGAGGAGACACUAUGGCAUCCCCGCCAUCGUCAAGCUGCUCAACCAGCCCUACUACUGGCCUGUCAUCAAGGCUGUGGUCGGCCUGAUCCGUAACCUGGCCCUGUGCCAGGAGAACCAAGCCCCUCUCAGGGACGCCGGAGCGAUCCCCCGUCUCGUCAACCUGCUGCUCAAAGCCCACCAGGACGCCCAGAAACACGGCUCAUCUGCUCAGCAAACAUACCAGGAUGGAGUGAGGAUGGAGGAGAUUGUGGAGGGCUGCACAGGAGCUCUGCACAUCCUGGCCAGAGAUCCUGUCAACAGAGCAGAGAUUGCCAACCUGCAGACCAUUCCUCUGUUUGUGCAGCUGCUCUAUUCUCCUGUGGACAAUGUGAAGCGCGUGGCGGCAGGCGUCCUGUGCGAGCUGGCCCUGGACAAGCCAUCGGCUGAGAUGAUCGACAGCGAGGGAGCAUCGGCUCCACUGAUGGAGCUGCUGCACUCCAAUAACGAGGGCAUUGCUACCUACGCUGCAGCUGUGCUCUUCCGCAUCUCUGAGGAUAAAAACUCAGACUACAAGAAGCGAGUGUCUGUGGAGCUCACACACUCUCUGUUCAAACACGACCCCGCUGCCUGGGAGAUGGCCCACAACACCGUCCCCAUGGAUGGACACUAUCCAGAUGAACUGGACGCCGGUUUCCAAGGCUACGGCUACGCAGGUGACAUUCCCAUGGACGGCAUGGAUGGAAAUAUGAUGAUUGAUGAUUACACAGGCAGUGUGGCCUACGACAGACAACCGUACGCUUAGACAUAUUAAAGACUCAGAAGAGAAAGGGGAAGUAGAAGAGGAGGGAGAGGAGCAGAGGUGGGACGUAAUGGGACAAAGAAGAAGAGAAUAUAGUCGUCAGUAGAGAUUAUUCCCUCUGCGCUCAGCCUAAUGUAAUAUAUGCAAUUAUCACUGAGUAUGGGACUCUUAAUCUUAACAGGGCUCAACUUUGUUUUAUAGCCUAAUUUUGCUGAUUAUAAUUAUGACCAUGCUUGUAGGUUUCUGUUAGAGAACCUUCUAAGAGUGUGUGCAUGUGAGUAUGUGUGUGUGUGUAUGUGUGCGCGCGUGCGUAUGUGUGUGUUUGUGCUUUUGGGUGGGUAUUCUAUGCCAAAGAGAUUUUAUUUUGUGAUGAUAAUCCUGUAGCUUCCUUUUUUUAAAGAAAAAGAAACAAAAAAGAGAAUAAUAGUUGAAAACACUGCCAGAGGUGGCUCAACGUGCAUGCUGCACCUGCUCACCGCUCAUUUCUUUCUCAAUGCCUUUGUAACAGACACUGCUGUCUUCGCUGUAGUUUUGACACUAUAUACCGUCAACUUUCUCCCGCUGUGACCCCCAGGAGUCGGUGAAGAGUUGGUUAACACGGACUCACUCUUUUCUCUCGGCGCUAAUUCAAUAGGAGUGAACAAAUAAGGAGAUGUGGAGAUCUUUGACAGAGCAGUGUAGGGCUGCCCCCACUCUUAUGUAAUCAGCUGAUUAUUAUCUUGUUUAGGUGAACAAGAUGGUUAUUCUUUUCUUUUUUUAAUGAAUUGUUUCUCAUCUUUUAUAACUUAUUUACUGGGAAAGAUUCACAUUAUCCAACAUUACCAGAAGAUUGAUGAGAAAGUGAAUUUAAAGAGAAGAUCAUAUGUGACUAUAGUAGUUUGCAGUUUUACAGAUUUGUUCAACAGAUUAGUCAACAUGUAAGAUGAUAUAGUUGGGGACAGCCCUACAGCUAGAGCAAACUACUGACAGGGAAAUUUCUUUCUACUUAAUAAGAGUUUUUACUGAAAUUUUGUUUAAUAAAAAUAAAGGAUAUAUUAAACAUA